Rhizoctonia solani is the source of this 1374-nucleotide messenger RNA. RefSeq lists its product as uncharacterized. NCBI's taxonomy places the organism in Eukaryota, Fungi, Basidiomycota, Agaricomycetes, Cantharellales, Ceratobasidiaceae. The transcript is spliced from 3 exons. The record is from RefSeq and is a predicted model, not a curated record. The coding region runs from base 1 to 1374 and encodes 457 amino acids.
AUGACGAGUCAACCUCAGCCUUGGUCUCAUCACCCUCCGGCGCACUACCAGCAACCGAGCACCGAUCCGCGAGGAGUAGAGAAUUAUCUUGCGUCCCAACAACAACAACAAGCGGCGUACUCCCAACCCCAACAAUCUACAUAUCCAAACCAACAACCAAUGUAUUCGAACCAACAACCAGGAUACGCCCAACAACCGGUUUCGACUUACACUCCUCCCGCUCAAGCCUACGCCCAGAGCCAACCGCAAGUAUACACACCAAACUCGGCGUACCCACAACACGCUCCAUCUCUACCGCCUCCCCCACCUCACGGCGCCAAUCGACAAAUGUCUCUUCCUCUGAACGUUUCUCAGGGACCUAGUGCAUUUGUCCACCCGCCUUCUGGACACGCUCAACAACCAACUGAUACGUCUGUAGAAGCACUCGAUUUGGCAGAGUAUUCUGCGAGAUUGAACGCUCACCCAUCAAUGCCCAAACUCAGUCCGGGUAUGGGUCUCCGGUCCCAAAUGGUAGCCCAGAAUCAGCCGAACUCGGGGUAUCCAUCUCAACCUCCUGCCAACUACCCAUCUCAACCGGCUCAUCAGCCACAACCUGCUUCGAAUUAUAAUCCCAAGCCACCUGUGCGGGCGGGUACAGCCAACGUGGGAGACUUUAUCGACGUCGGGCCGUUUACGUAUUCUGGCAUUCGAGAGAUGAGUCCGCCUCCUAAAAGGCAAGAGUCGCCUCAGCGGCCUGUGAGGCAGGAAUCCCCACAACGACCGCGCCAUGAAUCUCCGCUGAGACACGAGUCGCCGCAACGACGCAACGAGUCUCCGCAGCGACCCCAGGCCCAGUCUCCCCCUCCUACUCGGGGCCACUUGCCGUGGGCAUCGGAAAACACGAAUACCAACGAUCAAGACCUUGGUGAUCCGGACUUGGUUUACCCGCCUUCUACACCGAACCGAAACGACGCGAACAGUUUUCCGUUUAAUGUCCAAGCCGCACAAGAGGCGGCCUCACAGGCCUCUCAUAGUCCCGAAGAACACAACCAAAACGAGACGUCGUAUUUCUCGCCCGAUCCGGAAGCUCCAUCCAAGCAAGAGGAGAAGAAGGAUUGGGGUGUGAGAGACGGAGAGUGGGGGCAGCCGGGAGAUGUGAACGAGGACGGCAAGUUGAUUUCGAAUGGGCCGAGGAAGCGGAUGGCUGUCAGGGCGUUGGAGGUGUUGUCUGCGAUCGGAGCGGUGAUUGCGUGCAUUUAUGCGUUUGCUGUUCCCAAACCGAAUCCGGCUGCGCCGCCUGCAUCUAAACCCGCCGUAUACGUGAUUGUGGUUCUCGGGUUUGGAACAUAUUUGUGUUUGCAUAUAUCUACAUUAUCCGAGGACUCUUUGGAGUAG